AUGGCCGCCAGCUCGAGGGGACCCCUGGCUGCCGCCGCUGCUCGGCUGGCUGCGUGGAGGCCAGCGAUUGCUCGACGGGGACUCUCUCCAACACCAGCGCAUGCACAUCUUCCUCCCAUGUUUGCUGCUGCUGCUGCUGCCCCGAAGAACAGCACUAUACAUACGCAGACUCCUCUCAAUGCUCCCUCCACCAAUGCUGCCAGCGUCAAGCGAACAACCACGCCAGAACAACAAUCGUACGCAAACCCCCAAGAACAAAACUCCUCCUCGAACCCCGCCCUCUCGUUCCCCUGCCUGGAUGCCCUCGACGCCAAAUCCGCCCUCCUCACCGCACGAUCCGUCGACUCCGGCCCGGAACCCUCCUACACCACCGGCAACCAUGAGGAAUUCAAAUCCACAGACCUCCUCCUCCUCGACUGGGGCGGCGUUCUCCCCGAAUUCACCAUCGCCUACGAAACCUGGGGCACGCUGAAUAGCGACAGAUCCAACGCCAUCCUUCUCCACACCGGCCUCUCCGCCUCCUCGCACGCCCACAGCACCCCCGCAAACCCAAAACCGGGCUGGUGGGAACGCUUCAUCGGCCCCGGCCGCCCCCUUGACACCGACAGAUACUUCGUCAUCUGCACCAACGUCCUUGGCGGCUGCUUUGGCAGCACGGGCCCCUCCUCCAUCGACCCGUCCGACGGCAAACGCUACGCAACCCGCUUCCCCAUCCUCACCUUGGACGACAUGGUGCGCGCCCAGUUCCGCCUGCUCGACGCACUUGGCAUCUCCUCCCUCGCCGCUUCCGUCGGCGCCAGCAUGGGCGGCAUGCAGUCGCUCGCCGCCGGCGUGCUCUUCCCGCACCGCGUGCGCCGCAUCGUCAGCAUCAGCGGCUGCGCCCGCAGCCAUCCCUACAGCAUCGCCAUGCGCCACACCCAGCGCCAGGUGCUGAUGAUGGACCCCCGGUGGGCGCGCGGCUUCUACUACGACGCCGUCCCGCCGCAUGCCGGCAUGAAGCUGGCCCGCCAGAUCGCCACCGUCACCUACCGCAGCGGGCCCGAGUGGGAGCAGCGCUUCGGCCGCGCGCGCGCUGACCCCUCCAAGCAGCCCGCCCUGUGCCCGGACUUCCUCAUCGAGACCUACCUCGACCACGCCGGCGAGAAGUUCUCGCUCGACUUCGACGCCAACAGCCUGCUGUACGUCUCCAAGGCCAUGGACCUGUUCGACUUGGGCAUCGAGCAGCGGGAGGCCACCGCCGCCCGCCGCACCCAGACCCUCAGCCGCAUCUCUCGCCAGGCGCGCGUGCAGAACGACCCGUCCUACGGCCUGACGUGGCCCGCGCAGCCGUACGAGGAGCGGGAGCAGCCGGCGCCGUGCGCAUCAUCCGCAGCACAAGAACAUCUGGACACCGACGCAUCAUGCUCCACCACCACCACCACCCGGGCCACAACGACACAACCCAGCCCCCCCACAGACCUCAUCCGCGGCCUCGCCCCGCUCCGAAACCACCCCAUCCUCGUCAUGGGCGUGGCCAGCGACAUCCUCUUCCCGGCCUGGCAGCAGCGGGAAAUCGCCGACGCGCUGCGGGCGGCCGGCAACGCGCGCGUGCGGCAUGUCGAGCUGGGCCAGGACGUGUCGCUGUUCGGCCACGAUACGUUUUUACUGGAUUUGGAGAAUGUCGGGGGACCUGUGGGGGAGUUUUUGGCGUGA
Histoplasma capsulatum G186AR is the source of this 1692-nucleotide messenger RNA. RefSeq names its product homoserine O-acetyltransferase. Lineage: Eukaryota; Fungi; Ascomycota; Eurotiomycetes; Onygenales; Ajellomycetaceae. The coding region runs from base 1 to 1692 and encodes 563 amino acids. Gene Ontology annotation, biological process: L-homoserine metabolic process. Gene Ontology annotation, molecular function: homoserine O-acetyltransferase activity; L-serine O-acetyltransferase activity. The transcript has a single exon. The record is from RefSeq and is a predicted model, not a curated record.